AUGGUGGAUAAAAAUGUAGAUUCUAGUUAUGAUCAAUCUUUACUUGCUUGGGUAGCAACUGAUCAACGUUUAAAUAAUGAAAAAUUAUCAAUGGAAAGCAUUCAACAAAGAAAUGAUUUACAAUUGAUAGGUGCACAAAUUUUUUUCCGACAUGGAGCUCGAACUCCACUCCAUUUAUUACCUAGUCUUCAAGAGGUUAUUUAUAGCAAAGAACAAAUAGAAAAUUAUCUCCCAUCAAAAUGGGAUAUAAAGUUAAUUACAAAAAAAGGCAAUGAUAUUGUAUCAAGAGAUAAAGUAUUAUCAGCAAGUGAUGUUGCUGGUAAUCAAAGUCAAAAAUUAAAAUCAGUAUCUGGUGAAAAUGUGAUAACAGGUCAAUUGACAGCUAUUGGCGAAGAACAAUUAUUUCAACUUGGAAGACUUAUAAGAUCUGAAUUAAUUGAUGAUAGUAAUAAUGAUCAGAGACUUUUACCAGCAACAUAUGAUUCAAAAUACGUCUAUUGUCGAUCAACAUAUAUGGAUCGAACAAUAGCCAGUGCUCGAUCAUUUCUUGCUGGUCUUUUCACUUCCGUUAAAAUAAAUAAUAAAAUACAAGCGAAUGGUCCAUUUGAAAUUGAAGUUCAACAUUUUCCUGAUGAAGACAUGUUUCCUAAUCCAAAUGUUUAUCCAAUUCUUAAUAAUUGCCAUAGUAUUAAAUCUCUUUAUACGUCAUUAAAUGAUGACCAUGAAUUGAAAAGAGCUCGACGAGCUUUAAUAAAUCAUAUUGGUCUUACUGAAUAUCCACAUGGUAUUAUUGAAUUGUAUGAUGAUAUUGUUUCGAGACAAGCUCAUAAUUUCACUGUUCCAAAAGAUAUUCUCGAAUUGACAAAAGAUUUUGACAUCAUGUCUGCACGUGAAUAUGUUUAUAGAGCUACAAACAUUGGCUAUGACUUAUUUAUACGUUCCAGUUUUGGACGAAUUCUUUAUCUCAUACAAAAAAAUUUUGAUUCUAUACUAAAAAAUUAUCUUGAAGAAAAAAAUAAUAAUUUAGAAAAACCUUAUCAAAAAUUUUUUAUUUAUUCUGGUCAUGAUAGCACAUUAAUUCCAUUAGCAAUGGCACUUGAAAUUUUUGAUAUGCAAUGGCCUAAAUAUGCUUCAUAUAUUUUAAUCAAAUAUUUUAUUUCAAAAAUUAAUCCAAAUGAAACAUAUCUAACGGUUAUUUUUGAUAGUGAACCACAAAUAUUACCAGAUUGCCGAGACCAUUAUUGUUCCUACUCAACAUUCUUAAAAAAUCUUCAAAGUCGUUUUGAUAAACCUAGAAUCUCGUCUCAAAUAUAA
Rotaria sp. Silwood1 is the source of this 1314-nucleotide messenger RNA. The record is from the annotation of a GenBank genome assembly. NCBI's taxonomy places the organism in Eukaryota, Metazoa, Rotifera, Eurotatoria, Philodinida, Philodinidae.